This is a messenger RNA of Salmo salar (Atlantic salmon), 2709 nucleotides long. RefSeq lists its product as uncharacterized. The record is from RefSeq and is a predicted model, not a curated record. Gene Ontology annotation, molecular function: transmembrane signaling receptor activity. Gene Ontology annotation, cellular component: plasma membrane. Lineage: Eukaryota; Metazoa; Chordata; Actinopteri; Salmoniformes; Salmonidae.
AGAUGCAGAAAUAGGGAAGUACAUAGUUGUAAGAGUGCAAAGUGUGAGUGAGAGUGAGAGGGAGGGGCAGAGAGAGAGAAAGUACAUAAAGUACAUUAAGUUCCUGUAAGUACAGAAUGAACAGAGAGAGUUGUAGACACCUAUAGACACCUGUACCAACCUGGAGAGAACACAACAAGAUGAGGAUCCUGCUGAUAGUCAUCCUCCUCUCCUUCAUCACAGGUUGUUUGAGCUCCUUCAAAGUGACAGGAUUCUCUGGAGGAACUGUCAUCAUCGACUGUCAUUAUUACACAGAAGAAAGAAGUCAUGAGAAAUAUUUCUGCGUGGGGAAGUAUAGCUGGAGAUGUAAGGAUAUAAUCAGAACUGGAUUGAAGAACACCUGGGUACACAGAGGUAGAUUCUCUCUGUAUGACAACACUGGAGGAAACUACUUCAAGGUGAUCAUCAGACAACUGACCAGACAAGAUGAAGGGACCUACUGGUGUGGAGUGGACAAACCUACUAUACCUGACAGUUAUACCAAGGUAGAGCUGGAUGUGAAGGAGGAUGACUGCUGUAAGAAGUCAGUCACAGAGACGGCCUUUCUGGGAGGAGAAGCUACCAUCAGAUGUAACUAUCCAGAGGUCUAUAAGGACAGAAUGAAGUAUUUCUGCAAGGAAGACAGUGAAUAUAACUGUGAAUACCAGAUAUCAGGCACACAUAAUGAAAAACUAGGAAGAUAUUCUCUUUCUAAGAGAAGAAGAGAGAGAUUCUCCACAGUGACCAUCAGUGACCUGACUGAAGAUGAUACUGGGACCUACUGGUGUGGAGUAGAAACCAGCAGGACAGAACAACUUUACAUUACACUGAUCACACAGGUGAAGCUGGAUGUUAUAGUGGCACCCACCACCACUAUCACGAAAACAAAAACUACAGCCCCACCCACAACCACCUUCCAGUCACUAUCUUCACCAUCAUCAUCUUCAUCAUCACCAUCUUCAUCAUCACCAGCAUCAUCAGCACCAGCAUCAUCACUCAACAGAUCUGGUACCUCAGUGGUCAUCAUAUUGUCUGUUAGUCUGGUAGUGUUACUGCUGGUGAUCAGCCUGAUCAUAGUCUACAGAUGGAAAUACAACAAGGUCACAGGAUCUGUCUCUUCAACUCAUAGAGUGAGUCCAGACACAGGGAACAGCAAUGGGGAUUGUCAUGGUGAUGGUGACUAUGAGGAGAUAAAGGAGCGCCCCCUACAGUCAGACUCCACCAUCUACGCCACCGCCAACUUACCCACAAGCCACUCUGACUCUCCCCACUACGCCAGCGUCAACUUCCACAAGAACCCCAGCUGCCCCAAUGAAGCCAGAGUCACCAUCGCUAAAGAGGGCACUUCAUCAUGUGACUAUGCUACUGUGAACUUUGGUCAAAGCCCCACCUACUCUACUGUCAAUCAUCCACACAGCUCCUCUGAGGCUCCUCCCAUCUACUCCACUGUCAGCAAACCCAGAGACACUUGACUCACUGGCAACCAAUCACAAGAGACAUACAUACACUGGCAACCAAUCACAAGAGACACACACACACACACUUAAAAACCCAGGCCUUUUCUCAGUUAGAUUUGCUCUACUUCUCGUCCUCUCUCCUCCAUCUUCUCUCCUCCGUCCUCUCUCCUCCAUCCUCUCUCCUUUCUCCUCCUUCCUCUCUCCUCCGUCCUUUUUAAAAAUGGCAAAGGAGAGGACAGGCCGCAGGGAGAGUAAACUUGGACGAAAAUGCACUUGUAUAAAAUUAAAAGCUCCUUUUCUACUCGCCCGUCAGGCAAAUUACAUUUCAAAUGACCUUUACCUGAUGGGUGGAUCCAAAAUAAAUGUGUAAAGUGAUAAAAACGUAUUAAGCUAGCUGAGAAAAUAAAUGUGGUCAUGUUUGCUCCUCUGACAAUACAACAGCUGAUUCAAAGGGGGGUGUCAGAUAUCAAAACUUUUAUGUACCAGGAUACUCUUGUCUUUAUUCACCAAAAUGAGGAAGGGAGGACCGUCUUCUCUUCAACCUACUAACACACUGACACCUUCCUCUGCCACUUAUCAGUUUCGGAUGAAAGAGGAAAGAGGGCGGUGGUGAGAGGACGGAGGAGAGAGAACAGAGGAUAGAGGAGAGAGAAUGGAGGAAGGAGUACAGAGGAAAGAUGAGAGAGGACGGUGAAGUGAGAACGUAGGAGAGAGGACAGAGGAGAGAGAACAGAGGAUAGAGGAGAGAGGAUGGAGGAGAGAGGAAAAACGAGAGAGACCGGAGGAGAGAGGAAAGAAGUGAAAGGACAGAGGAGGGAGAACGGAGGAGAGAGGAAAGAUGAGAGAAGACGGUGAAGUGAGAAAAUAGGAGAGAGGAUGGAGGAGAGAAGAUGGAGGAAAGAGGACAGAGGAGAGAGAACAGAGGAGAGAGAACAGAGGAGAGAGGAUAGAGGAGAGAGGAUAUAGGAGAUAGGAUGGAGGAGAGAGGAAAGAAGAGAGAGGACGGAGGAGAGAGGACGGAAGACUGACUUUUGCCCAAACGAGAAAAGGCCCCAGAGACACCUGAGUCACUGGCACACUGGCGACCACUUGAUUAAUAAUUUAGGAGGCCGGCGGUGAAUGCUAAAGGCCCUGCUCAAAACCGACAGCGAGUCUCUCUAUAGGGGUGGUGUCUGAUAAUAAAAUACAACAACACCUGAUCAUUGAUGAAGAAACAUUUGUAAAACCAUCACAU